ACUUCUUGGCAACCCAUAAUUUAAACAUUUGCUACUCCGUAUUAAAAAGGGGCUUAGAUUGUCGGGAACCGCGAUUCCAUCUUCACUUCACCGGAGUUUUAGUGGGAAGAUGCCUAAAAAGAACAAAAAUCUGGAUCCAAAAUCUUUACCUGUGGGGAAUCCUGUGAAGGAGAAGACGUUGAACUCAUCCUCUUCGACAUCGAAAAAGCUGAAACGCAGCAACGAAAUCGAUGAAAUAUUUGCCGGAAGGAAGAGGAAGACACCCGAGAUAGCCGCCGAAGCGGGAGACGCGCAUGUAAAGCCUAAAAAGCCUAUGAUUAAGAGAAAGGACAAAAAACCACUCGAUGAUAACAGGCCGGUAUCCGGGUCAAGGCCAAAAAAGAGGACUGGCGAUGGUUUCACUAUUUAUACGGAAGAGGAAUUGGGUAUCAACAAAGCUGAGGCUGGAGGUACUCGUUUUUGUCCGUUUGACUGUAACUGUUGUUUUUGAGUUCUUUUUGCUUUUAUAGCGAAAUUUGAAUGGAAGAAUAUAAACCCUUUCGUUUUGUAUUUACGGAAAGUUUAGGAAUUUCCCCUAAUGAGUCUUCAGAUCCAUCCCUGGAAUUGCAUUUUUUAUUUGAAUGUUUGUAAGAAAUAGAGUAAAACGUGUGGAAUUAAUUACUACCGAACAAUGGCAGCAAUUUCUGUUGAUCUGAUUUUCGAGAUCUAUUUGGUAAGGCCAGCUGAAGUGCUUGCUCAAUGUAAAUAGUUGAUGAAAGUUGUAACAAAAAAAAAGUUCAUGAAAACAAUGUUAGAAC
Messenger RNA from Cuscuta europaea, 797 nucleotides. Lineage: Eukaryota; Viridiplantae; Streptophyta; Magnoliopsida; Solanales; Convolvulaceae. The record is from the annotation of a GenBank genome assembly.